CCCAUAUAUUCCCCUCCAUUGCUGUCCCCCGCCCUAACCCUUUCUUCCCAUCUGAAAAAAAACAAGUACAGUGAAUACACCCUUCUUCUUUUUCGGCUAAAAAAACAAGGACAAAAAAAGUCUUGAUUGAGCAGCCGAUGUUUCCUUUAUUCCAAGGCAAUGAGCUGUGCUUCCAGAUCUCCUCCUCCUCCUCAUCACCAUAUCCUCAAGAUCUGAUUCUCCCCACCAACACCACUCCUACUCCUAUACCUAACCCUCACCAUACUUAUCAUGCUCCUGCUCCACGGCGGCGGAAGAAGCCGGCUUCUGAUCCUUCCGUCAUGGAGAAUAGUAUUAGCGGCGGUGCAGCUAAGGACGGCGGCGGCCAGGAGCAGCACGAGAAGAAAGUGAUGCACAGAGAGAUCGAGAGGCAGCGGCGGCAAGAGAUGGCCACCCUCUACGCUUCCCUUCGUUUCCUCCUCCCUCUUCACUUCAUCAAGGGAAGGAGAUCGAUGUCGGACCACAUGAACGAGGCGGUGAAUUACAUAAAGCACUUGCAGCGGAGGAUCCAAGACCUCGACGCCCACAAGAACCAGCUCGUGAUUGUGAAGAAGAAGAAUGCUACGUUGACCAAUAAUAUUGGCUCGAGUAGUGCUACUACCGCUUCUGUCACUGCGAGGCCAAGCGGUGGGCAUCCGACGGUGGAGGUCCGGCGGUGUUUGGGCGGCUUGGAGAUCGUGCUGGCGGAGGAGGGCGGCGGCGGCAGCCUGCGGCUGUCGAGGGUGAUGCGGUUGUUGGUGGAGGAAGGGGUUUCGGUGGUCAACUGCGUCUCCACCGUAGUCAACCGGAAAAGCUUCCACACGCUCCUUGUUGAGGUUGAGGAGCCGACAAGCUUCGACACACGUGCGCUGCAGCAGAAGCUGAUGAGGAUUAACUUAAUCCUUGAUCAUUAGUUUCGGUUUGAUGAUCACGAUGUUUGAUUAGUUUGAUGAUCAUGUAGGAUUAAUUAGCGAUGGUUGAUGGUCUCCUGUUGGGGGGUUUGGUUAAUUUAGUGCUCAUCAUGAGAGUUAAUAAUGGUGGUGAGGUGAUCCAACUAUUAGUUUCCCUUUCCUAACCACCAAGCUUAGCUAGAUUAACUUAAUCCUUGAUCGUUAGUUUCAGUUUUUUUUUUUGGUGCCAAGGUGGGAUUGAUUCAGCAUUAACACGUACGAUAACAGUUAAUCACAUUCUAGUUUUGAUUUCCUGAGGUGGGACGAACUACAUGAUUAAUUACCUUGGUGUUUCGUUGUUAAUUAAC
Messenger RNA from Linum tenue, 1276 nucleotides. Lineage: Eukaryota; Viridiplantae; Streptophyta; Magnoliopsida; Malpighiales; Linaceae. The record is from the annotation of a GenBank genome assembly.